GAAAGAAGUCAGUGGAUUUUCCUGGCAGAGCUCUCUUCCCACGUGGGUCUGUCGUACUCUUUAGCCAAUCAGAUGCAAGCUUUACCAAUCAUAUCAUAAGCCACUGAGAGUGCAUUCAAGGAGCACGAUUCUGCGCAACUUUUGCGCAAUAUGGAUUAAUUAGAACGGAAAUGAAGCCUUUACAUCAGUAAUCCAGCAUGGCGAAUGAAGAACGGGAAGCACGGAGUGAGAGGAGAUCAUGGCGGUGAAAAUGUGGGAAUUGCAGAACUAAUGUUUUCAGUUCGUGGCACUGAUGACAACAGCUUCAUCACCGGUAAAAGUGUGCAUAAUCAGAGAAUAGAGCGUCUCUGGCGUGAUUUAUUCGUAGGGGUAACGAGCAUCUACCACAACAUUCUGCACACAUUGGAGGACAGUCACCUGCUGGAUAUCAGCAACUCCUGCCAUUUAUUCAGCUGUUAUUAUGUGUUCUUGCCACGCAUCCAGGCCAGCUUGGAUGUCUUUUCUGAGGGGUGGGACAACCAUCCCAUAAGAACAGAACACAAUCUAACACCCAUUCAGUUGUGGCAAGUGGGCCAGUUCCAAAACCCAAUUAUGGAUCCAGAGAAUGUAGCCAUACCCAACAUUGAAUGGGAGGAUAGCAGAUACUUGGAGGACCCAAACCUUGGGGUGCAUGUUCCUGUGCUUGACAUUUCAUUGACAGACGAUGAAAUGGCACAACUUAUAGAAACCAUCAACCCCAUGCAACAUUCUGAGUCUUAUGGAGUAGACCUCUAUCUAAGCACGGUCCAGUAUGUUGAGAGUUUAACUGAAAUACAUUCUGGACGUUGCUUCAUUGAUUUAUCCUUUGGUUCAGCUGGUACAGUGGACAUAACUUCCCUGCUUCGAUUGGUGCUCAUUUCUUUACCACUGCCAGCAUAAUUGCUUUGUAUGCUUUCGUAUGUAAGCUCCUUUAGCCACUAGAGAGACAGAGAAUGACAGAAAGAGAGGGACUGAGGGCAGACUCGACUCACUUCACUUUGGGGGGAGCACCAUUUCGGAUCCUAGGGGGCUCCAUCCACUACUUCCGGGUCCCCCGGGCGCACUGGAGAGACCGACUACUGAAACUGAAGGCCUGUGGUCUCAACACUCUUACUACGUAUGUGCCAUGGAAUCUGCAUGAACCAGAACGAGGAGUUUAUCUGUUUGAUGAGCAGCUGGAUCUGGAGGCAUACAUUCGACUUGCAGAGGAAUUAGGCCUCUGGGUGAUUCUGCGUCCAGGGCCGUACAUAUGUGCUGAGUGGGAUUUGGGUGGGUUACCAAGCUGGUUGCUUCAAGAUAAGAAUAUGAAAUUAAGAACCACCCACUCUGGCUUCACAACCGCUGUGAACUCGUACUUUGAUAAACUCAUUCCAAGAAUCAUACCUCUACAGUUUAAUAAAGGGGGUCCUGUUAUUGCUGUUCAAGUAGAGAAUGAAUAUGGUUCAUAUGCAAAGGAUAAGCAGUACCUGUCAUUCAUCAAAGAGGCGUUAAUGUCUCGAGGAAUCUCAGAGCUUCUCCUGACAUCAGACAACCGGGAAGGGUUAAAAUGUGGAGGGGUAGAUGGAGUCUUACAGACAGUUAACCUGCAGAAACUGUCAUAUGGUGAUGUACAUUAUCUAGCAGAACUGCAGCCACAGAAGCCGCUGUUGGUAAUGGAAUACUGGUCUGGCUGGUUUGACGUCUGGGGAGAACCUCAUCAUGUUUUCGAUGCAGAAGAAAUGAUCACUAUUGUGCGAGAGCUUCUGGAUCGUGGUGUCUCCAUCAAUUUUUACAUGUUUCAUGGAGGAACCAACUUUGGUUUCAUGAGUGGAGCAGUUGACUUAGGCACCUACAAGCCACAGACGAGCAGCUACGAUUAUGAUGCUCCUUUAACUGAGAGUGGGGAUUAUACAACCAAGUAUCAUCUUUUGAGGAAACUGCUGAGCACCUACAACAGGGAGCCGUUACUAGAGCCACCAGUUGCGCAGAGCAGGAGAGCAUAUGAGCCAGUGAUGGUUACACAUUACAUUUCAUUAUGGGAGAGUCUUCGGUGUGCAGAAACACAUUUCACAGCUGAUGAUCCCCUCAGCAUGGAGAACCUUCCAGCAAAUCACAACAAUGGUCAGUCCUAUGGCUACACCCUUUAUGAGACUGAUAUAUAUUCAGGAGGAGAACUCAACUCCAGGAACCAUGUUCAUGACAGAGCUCUUGUAUUUAUUGACAGAGAACUCAUUGGUGUUUUGGACUAUAGGAAUCAGAAAAUUAGAAUAUCCCAUUGUAAGAGCGAGAGGACCUUGAGUUUGCUUGUUGAGAACUGUGGGAGAGUAAACUAUGGUCCAGCACUAGACAACCAACAAAAAGGGCUCAAUGGGGAUAUAACUCUGGAAGAUGUACCUUUAAAGAAAUUCACAAUGCACUGUUUGGAUAUGAAGCCCAGUUUCAUAAACAGACUGCAGUCAUUGAAGUGGAUGUCUGUUGGUAUCAAGCCCUCCUACCCUGCAUUUUUUAGAGGAAGUCUAAAGGUAGUGGAUGAACCCACAGAUACUUUUGUGAAGCUGCCAAAUUAUAGCAAAGGUGUGGUUUUUGUUAACGGACAAAAUCUCGGACGCCACUGGUCCAUUGGUCCUCAGAAAGCCCUCUUUCUCCCCGGACCCUGGCUCAGGACUGGAGACAAUCAGAUUAUAGUUUUUGAGGAGCUCAAAGCUGCGGAAACAAUCUAUUUUGCUGAAAAUCCAGAAUAUAGCAAGAUAAUCGACGUAUCUGGACAACUGUUCUGCAGCCUCAUUUAGAGAAACCUUGGAGUCUUUAUACUCUACAACCUCAUCAUAUUCUCAUCCAUUAACACAUAUCAGAACAGGAAUCAUUUCAUUAAUCAAUAUAAUAAUCUAAGAUAUUAUGAUACUAAUAAAGAUAUUUGCACAGCUACACAAUCUGGUGUAUGCAGGCACACAUUCAGUUUAGACUGUAUACUGAGUUGAAACAGGAUUGCAUAAGAAAAAAGAGAUUACUUUCUAAACGUAAUGUAUGUUUAACCUCAGUGCUUAGCACCUUAUUUCAGACUAACUAUAGAACCAGUAGUAUGUUGUUCAGAAAGGUCUUUCAAAUAUCUCUAUCAGUUUUAUUGGCGAGGUUAAACUACCCUUAAGUGGAAUUUGACUUGGUAUUUGUUGAUAUUUCGCAAGUUUGCAGGCCACACACACCUUGGGGGAUGGAACUGUUCCGGUGUUGAUUAUUUUUUAACCCCUAACUCUUCUGUUCUUUGAUGAAAAUAAUAAUAAUAAAACUCUUGGUAAGGUCUUGGUAACCACAAUGUGUUAUAUAUUUUAAAGAUUCUCUCAGGGGGUUGAAGGUUGUAAUUGAUUGUGCUUGGCACUGCAUGGUAACAUGGAGAACAUGUCUAAAGGUGAUAAACCUGCCAUAGUGAGAUAUCUCUCACUAUCAAUAUCCUAUCGGCAGGUGUCAAAGUUUGUAAGUUCUUUUGUCCAAAUACUAUUAGAGCAAAGGGACUGUAGUAUUGAAGCUUGUCACUGAAACAAUUAGAAAAUGCAGGUUGUCUGAUUUACUUAAUCAUAUUAUUUGUGAUCUACACAGCAAAACACUGCACAGUGUUUCUCUUCAAAACUUGUUUUCUUUGCUCUCGAUUAAUGUAAUACUCUAAAAUGUGCACUGUUCUAUAUUACAUUAUGCAGGGUGAAUUAAUGUGAACCAAUGAAAUAUGUUCAACAACAUGGGCAAGGGAAUUUGGGCACGGGAUUUGUAGUUCCCAGCAUGCUUUGCAUGGGACUUGAUGGAGAGAGUAUUUUUUUAAAUCAAGUGUUAUUUUAUGCAUUUUAUGGCAAUAUGAGAAAAGGGGGAGACAAUGUUUAAUGUUGUUAUUUUGGGAUUUCGAACAGAUUCUGUUUUGCUGGGUUACCAUUGUUGUGAAGAGUGAAGCAUUUGCUUAGGGUGAGGAAGGGUACACAAACAUCAUACUGUACAUUUCUUUGCUUAAAAAGCAAUUACACACUAAUGUAUGUUAUUGUUAGCUUAAAGUCAGUUAGCUAGCUGCCUUACAAAUCUUACAACAUAAGUCAGUUAUGUGACACAAAAAUAUUAUGUAAAUCUGAUGAAAUGAUUCAAGUUAGGCACACAUAUAAAAUCACUUUGAGGCUACUUACUUGGGUCAUUUCAAAAUAACUUAAUUCCAUUAUGUUGAGAUUAAGUGAUCAAAUUAUGUUUUCUGACAAGGUAAAAUGAGCUAACCCAAGAGGAUUUUUUUUUAAUGUAACUUAAUUGAUUCAUGUGAACCGAUGUACAUAAAUAAAUCAUGUAAAUGUAAAAGUUUUUUUUCAGUGUAAUCAACUGCAUUGAUUGUGGAAUAUUC
This is a messenger RNA of Xyrauchen texanus (razorback sucker), 4360 nucleotides long. It is a transcript of the gene glb1l2, whose product is annotated as galactosidase beta 1 like 2. The transcript has 24 exons. Lineage: Eukaryota; Metazoa; Chordata; Actinopteri; Cypriniformes; Catostomidae. Gene Ontology annotation, molecular function: beta-galactosidase activity. The record is from RefSeq and is a predicted model, not a curated record. Gene Ontology annotation, cellular component: vacuole. Gene Ontology annotation, biological process: carbohydrate metabolic process. Bases 972 to 2786 code for a protein of 604 amino acids.